Messenger RNA from Anopheles coluzzii, 7995 nucleotides. RefSeq names its product E3 ubiquitin-protein ligase Nedd-4 (gene Nedd4). The record is from RefSeq and is a predicted model, not a curated record. Lineage: Eukaryota; Metazoa; Arthropoda; Insecta; Diptera; Culicidae. Gene Ontology annotation, molecular function: sodium channel inhibitor activity; ubiquitin protein ligase activity; protein binding. The coding region runs from base 3064 to 6162 and encodes 1032 amino acids. The transcript is spliced from 7 exons. Gene Ontology annotation, biological process: ubiquitin-dependent protein catabolic process; regulation of dendrite morphogenesis.
GGAUGUGUUGGUGUUGGUCCGUUCGCGACGGGUUGAUUGUUCCCGACCGAGGACAUUUUCACAAAAGACGCUGAUGCUGCGAAAAAAAGGGCCUCUUCUAGCACAUCGCUUCCGGCAUGCGAGUCGACGACGGCUUUUUUCAUCGCACAAAGGGGACGACAUCGUUUCCCGUUUUCCCCGUGUUGCAAUCCCGGUGGGGAUGAAUUUUGAAACGUGUGUCGCAUUACGGCAAGUAGUAUCAGAAGAGCAAAAAAAAAAACAAACACACACACUGCUUCAUGUGGACACUAUCUAAAGCUGUUGGAAGAAUGAUGAUAGGCCUGGUGGUGGAUGCACUGAUAAGAUAGCCCCGCAGGCUGGAUGUUACGGUUCACGGGGAGGAAAACACACCUAUCGGUUCGGUCGGCACUGCUCGCCCAGCGGAUGAAGCACUUCAGCGUGAUGUGCGUGUGGGAAAAGGAAGGUGUGCAGAAUGGGAAAUGAUUGUUGUCAGCAUCAUCUCUCACGUGGACGAACGUAUGCUAGCUUACUGUUAGCGAAGCCCUCCCUUCGCUUCCCUUCCCCACGGGAAGGGGCCAAUGGACUGUCGGGUUGUGGCACAAAACAAAACACAAAGUGACACAAGAGAAAGGCAAUCAUGCGGCUUAUUGAGACCAUUUGACACAACCAUUUUGAACCAAAGCCGUAUCUGUUUGGUGCAAAAAUGCUGAUGAUGCGAAAAUCGUUAUCACUAAUAUGUAAACCGAUAAGCCGAUGGGAAGUUUGGUAGAGCAAGAGAGCUAUUGGCACAAUUGAAUUGAUUGAUAAUGGAAGCACUUUCACAACUGACGUCAUUGGAGGCGAUUCAAUGUUUGCCAAAGUUAGGUUCGUCUUUGCCUUUUCGACCACUUAGCAGGCGUAGAUGGUCAAGGAAGGGCAUCGAUUUAGGUUGACAACGGGAUUUAUGAUCAUCCGAAAUGCAUCUGCUGUCAAACCUUAUCACUCGCUCAGAACUUUUAGCCCACACUGAUAGUCGGAACAUAGAUGGGCACAUUGGGCUCAUGGUGGGUACUGAAUCCUUUUUUAGUUAAAUUAAUUUUAAUUUUUUUCUGUAACUUUUGCCCUUUCUCGUUGCACUGUGCUGCUUCAGUAUGCCUAACAAACAAUUCUUCCGUCCCAAUCUUCUUAGGUACAAUUUGGCAGGCCAAAAUGUCGUUGCCGGUACAGAAUUUUGGGUUAAAAAAAUGAUGCUCUAACACGCUAACACUCCAACACUCUCACACCGGUACGCUUCUAGUUCGAACCAACACAUUGGAGAUAUUAUUGGGUAUUUCCGCGAUCGUUGCCGGCGCGAAGCUACACACCAACUGGCGGUGCGUGGUGCGCUAAUAAUGCUCACGGUCGCUCGCACGGAAACUGGUUGUCACCUGUUCCACACCGUGAAAUACUAAUUUGUGAUAUAUUUAUACACACUCACAAACUUCAGCUCGCUGUUUCUCUCUCUCUAUCUCUCUUGUUACGUUCCCCAUCAAUAUCUAGGAAGAGACUUUUGGAGCGUUUGUGUGCAAAUAUUUACCCCGUCGUCUAACAAACACUUUGGCAGGUUUACGUUUUCAAAUGUCCAAAUCGUUGUACAUCACAAGACACGGCACCCACGUUAACGGGAGCCGUAGCUCAACUGGGCUAUCUUUUUUUUGUUCUCUCCCUUAAUCCCGAUUCAAAGACACACGCACGCACACUGAUAUGCUGCCACGCAGAAUCGAUUCUUCCCCCAUGCUGCCCUUCUCUUGACUUAUCUUGCCACAAAGCCAAGAGCAGUGAGAUGGGAUUUUCUCACCACGUUUAAUCCCGGGUGGCUUAAUUUCCAAAUCAACGCCGAUAAACGAUAAACGGCGUUUAUCGUGGCUGUGAGUCAGCGUUGCAAGGGCCACUGUAACAGAGUGGCAUGCGAGCAACUUGUUUUGGGCUACCAGUAGCUGCUGGCUUGAACACAGUAGUGUGGCGGCAACCCUUUCCGGUGUCCGGUUGAUGACGCAGGAUAACAUACACAACUUGCGCUGUACAGUAUGGGUAGCCGGGUGUGAAGGAAAGGCGGACAAGUGUAUUCCCUCGUCACGCUGCCCUUAUCUGUCAUUCACUAUCGGUGAUAAGCGUCGAGUGCAGAGAGGGUUUUCGGUGUAAAAAAAACCUUGCAGAGCUAGUAUGUGUGAUCUCUCGAAUCUCUUGCUUCACGUCCUUAGCAUGUAGUGGAUGGAUUUGGAUGGACACCCUUAGCCCAGCCGCUACCUGCUCUCCUCUACAGUUACGUUCGUUUAUCACGGGGCGAGUUGAGUAAAACGCACACGCAGCGACUAAAGGGACCGCUCUAAGUAGGGACGCUCUCACCAACACUGAUCUAGGCAAGCCACCCCAGCAGACAGCACCCUCUCAGCACCCGGCAGCGACGACAACAACGACGCCUGCUACGAUAUCCUCUGCGUGUAAUGUACCACGACCAGUAUCGCCACCACCAACCGCGCACACACUUACAGGCCCGGUUGAGCGAUAGACAGCAAGGCAGAGUACUGUGUAGUAGAACCAGAAAUAGCACCACACACAACACAGUGUGCACAUUCGGUCGGUCGGUCGGUCGGUCGGUCAGCCGGCCUCGGUCAGGCUCCAACGCUCGCACACUACCAAAAGUCCGCAAGUGUGCAGUGAGAGUCGUUUGUGGCGGCGAUUGUGUGUGCGUCGAAGAGUCGGAGGGCUGAGUCGGGUGCGUGUACAUGGUUGCGAGCAGAUGUUACCGCGGGUUUUGCUGCUGCUUGUUGCAAAACUGGCUGCCAGUUGUGUUUCAUCCGGGUGGAAAAAUUGCGUUUUCGUGCAGCGCAGCGAAGCUGCACGCGGGGCCCCCUGUAUAAUUGUGUUCUUUGAGAAGAAGGCGAAGGAAAGUGACCCCGAUGGGGUAAACAUUUCAGUGACUCAAAAUUAAGUGCGACCAAAAACGAUAGAGAAGCGAAAGGAAGCGAAUCGGAGUGACCUAAGGGGAGGGGGUUAUAGUGUUCUGAAGGGAGGUUCCCCGCGGCAACCAACAAAUCGAACGAAAUGACGCGAACCGGGAUGUUGAUCAACUUGAACGAGGAAGAUGUAUGCUACGUACGCAUCCGGGUCCUGGGGGCGAGCGGGCUGGCCAAGAAGGACAUCUUUGGCUACAGCGAUCCUUACGUGAAGAUCGAGCAGAACACCAUCACCGGCGACGUCAACGUGGACCACAUGGUGACGAAAACGAAACGAAGGACGCUGAACCCGGUCUGGAACGAGGAGUUUGUGUUUCGCGUCAAACCGAACGAGCACAAGCUGGUGUUUCAGGUGUUCGACGAGAAUCGGCUGACGCGCGACGGCUUCAUGGGGCUGGUCGAUCUGACGCUGAUCAAUUUGCCGCACGAGAGCGACCAGCGCACGAUCGCACCGCAGCGGUACACGCUGCGGGCCAAGCGCCAGUCCAGCCUGCGCGUCAGCACGAAGGUGCGCGGCACGCUCGAGCUGUACCACGCGAUCAUGCGCGACGACGAUCCGGCGAUCGGGCGCACCCGCUCGGCGAUCGGCGGCAGCAAUCGGGCAUCGGCCACGAGCACACCGCUGGCGGCGCACCGCAACGCCGGCCUGUACCCGCAGCAGCAGCUGCCCCUGAACCAUCCACAGCAUCCGCAGCACCGGCUGCACCAGCUAGCAUCGCUGACGGCGCAGCCGAACGAUGCGCUGCCGCCCGGCUGGGAGGUGCGGCAGGAUCCGGUCGGCCGGAUGUACUACGUGAACCAUAUCGCGCGCACCACGCAGUGGGAGCGGCCCACCAUUGGCCCGUCCCAGCCCGGGCUGAACGAGAUGGUGGCCGCGUUCCAGCGCCGCUUCCACAUCAGCAACGAUCCCGACAAUGGAGGCAGCGGUAGCAACAACACGAGCAUGGCCGACACUGUCAGUAUUACUUCGGAAAAUGGCGACACCACCGCGGCGGCGGUCGGGAAUAGGUCGGGCGCCCCCGGUAUCGGCUCACCGAUGGUGCUCGCGGCCGACCACCCGCUCCUAUCUACGCUGAUGGCGCAGUCCGGCGACGGUGGAGGCCGGGGCACGGCGGUGGCCACUCCGGAACGUCCCGCCAGUGCACCGCGCGGCGAUGACGCGGAACUGACGGUCGGGCUGUCGCCAUCGCCCUCGGUCGCUUCGAUUGCUAGCAGUGGGGCGGGCGGUACGUCGAUACGCCCGAUACGUCCGGCACCUCCGCCCCCACCCGGAGGCGGCGGCGGCGGCUCGUCAGCGUCGUCGGCCCGCGCCAGUCCCGUCGGCACGCCGGUACCGAGCCAGCGACGCCGAUCGUCACCCGGCAGCAGCGAAAGUGCACAGGCGACCGCGAUCGAAGCAAGCAGCGGCGAAGCGGGAGACACCACGCCUGGUCCGUCCGCACCUAUCGCAACGGCUGACGACGAACAGCCAAACGCAAGCGCGCCGGUCAAUGGAAGUGCGGAAGGCGGCGCCCCGUCCACUGUUCCACGGGAGGUCAGUGAAACUGCAACGUCUUCCAUCGGUAGUGAACAAACCGCAGCGACGACGCCCAACCGACCGGACAAUGCGGUGGCCGUACAGCCGACCUCACCGAGUCAUCCAACGACUCCGGCACCGGCGGCACAGCCGAACGCGACCGGCCUACCGCCCGGCUGGGCCGUCCAGGUAGCGUCGAACGGGCGGCUGUUCUUUAUCGAUCACAUUAACAAAACCACCUCGUGGGUCGAUCCGCGCACCGGCCUGGCCAGCCCGAUACCGAGCGCCGCCGGGUCCGACGGGGUUGCGGCCGGCGGUGCUGGAUCGACCGCCGGCAGCGGCCACGGCAGCCGGGGCGAUUCGCGCUCCUCGGACGACAACCUGGGACCACUGCCGGAGGGCUGGGAGGAGCGGGUGCACAGCGACGGGCGCACGUUCUUCAUCGAUCACAACACGCGCACGACGCAGUGGGACGAUCCGCGGCUGUCCAAUCCAAAGAUCGCUGGCCAGGCGGUACCGUACUCGCGCGACUACAAGCAGAAGUACGAGUACUUCAAGAGCCAGCUGCAGAAACCGAGCAACGUGCCAAAUAAGAUCGACAUCAAGGUGCGGCGGGCGUCCAUACUGGAGGAUUCGUAUCGCGUCAUCAACUCGGUCACGCGGCUCGACCUGCUCAAGACGAAGCUGUGGGUCGAGUUCGAGGGCGAGACGGGGCUGGAUUAUGGGGGGCUGGCGCGCGAGUGGUUCUACCUGCUGUCGAAGGAGAUGUUCAACCCGUACUACGGCCUGUUUGAGUACUCGGCGAUGGACAACUACACACUGCAGAUCAACCCCAACAGUGGGCUGUGCAAUGAGGAGCAUUUGAACUACUUCCGGUUUAUCGGGCGCAUUGCGGGCAUGGCAAUCUACCAUGGCAAGCUGCUGGAUGCGUUCUUCAUCCGACCGUUCUACAAGAUGAUGCUGCAGAAGUCGAUCGACCUGAAGGACAUGGAGGCGGUCGACACGGAGUACUACAACUCGCUGCUCUACAUCAAGGAGAACGAUCCCAGCACGCUGAUGCUUACGUUCAGCGUGGACGAGGAAAGCUUCGGCACGACGAACCAGCGCGAGCUGAAACCGAACGGGGCCGAUCUGGAGGUGAGCAACGAGAACAAGGACGAGUACAUCCGGCUCGUGAUCGACUGGCGGUUCGAGGCGCGCGUCAAGGACCAGAUGCAAGCGUUCCUGGAGGGCGUCAGCUCGCUGGUGCCGCUGCAUUUGCUCAAGAUUUUCGACGAGAACGAGCUGGAGCUGCUGAUGUGCGGCAUCCAGAGCAUCGACGUGAACGACUGGAAGAAGAACACGAUGUACAAGGGCGACUACUACGCGAACCAUGCGGUGGUGCAGUGGUUCUGGCGCGCCGUUCUGUCCUUCAACAAUGAAAUGCGCUCCCGGCUGCUGCAGUUCGUGACCGGCACGUCGCGCGUUCCCAUGAACGGGUUCAAGGAGCUGUACGGCUCGAACGGGCCGCAGCUGUUUACGAUCGAGAAGUGGGGCACGGUGAACAAUUUCCCGCGCGCCCAUACCUGCUUCAACCGGCUGGAUCUGCCGCCGUACGAGAGCUACGCCCAGCUAAAGGAAAAGCUAAUCAGCGCAAUCGAGGGCAGCCAAGGUUUUGCCGGCGUCGAUUAAUGCGCCUCCCCCCCCCCCAUGCUGCGGAACAAUACUGGAACACGAGUAGGACAUGCAACUCCGCGACAACAUUGUGGCACGUAUACCUGCACGAAGCGGUUUUUUUGUUUUGUUUGAGAUUAAGGCAAUCUUAAUGCCUUUUUUGUAAUUUUUGGUGCCCACGCUGGUGGUGGAUGUGUUUAAAUGGCAUGUUUCCCAUGUCCCAAGCUGGAGCUGGCCGGUUCCCACUGGUAAUGCGCAAAUACGCAAAACGGAAAGCCAUAGGUAAAUGACUCUACUCGUGCAUUGAUACACACCCACGACCCAACACAUUCCGUGGUAGAAGAUUAAUUAUAAAUCAGAUCGCCUGUUAAGGAAGAGAUAGAACACGGUACGUUAAACUAAAAGAAAAUAACUAUUUAUCAGCCCGCUCUCGGGUGUUUUUUUUUUUUGCGAAACCGAGCAAAAUGGUUGUACAUCGGAGUGAGCAGUGAAGGCAGAAUCAGGGGACAGUACAGGAAGUGCACUAUUUUUAGGAGCAUGUUAUCCUAACCGUAUUAAAGUAGAGAAGCAACCAACAGAAGAGACCACAUGCCCGCCUGUCAAGUGCAUGUUGCGUAAUUGGCGCUUUCUAUGGUUUUGAUAAGAGGAUUAGUGCCUUCAGCUACGUUUCUCUGUCGUUCCUUUAAAUGUUUUUAAACGCACUUUUGUGUAAAAAAAAAAGAAAACUUCACAAAAACACACCCAUUUAACACACGGAAACGAGGACAGGCAAAACCACACGCGAUUCCGAAACGUUUCAUUGGGUUGUGUAUUGUAUAGUUGAUUGAUUUUAAUUUCAUCUUGCAGCGGAGAUCGGUAGACUUUUAAGAAGCACACAUACACACUUUCGUUUGCAUCACACAAACACACGCGCACACACAGACACCAAAAUAUAUUUGAAAAGGGUUAGAAAACCAGAGGUUGAAUCCGUAGGAACAAGGCAAGCACAGGGAGAAGUCCGGUGCACGUAUUAUUUAUCGGGAGCUCUGUGGCGCUCUGUGUGGAAAGUGUCGUAGGAAAAUAAGGACGUAGAGCUAUCGUUACUUAUGGAUUUAGCCACUAACAGCAGCAGCAGCAGUAGCCAGGCCACCCCACACCAACGACCCGCAAAACGGCAACAAUAGCUUUACAGUUAAUCUUCGUGAAAAGAUUAUGCCGGAGAAUUGAGGAACAACCGCCGUAUCUCUCCUGUUCUCCCUUGACUUGUUCGGCGCACAAUAAUUAAACGUGAUUAGUGGGAUACGAUAAGGUGUGUCAAAAAAAACCCCGUAGCAAGGACUCCUUCUGCGUGGUUCUCAAUAAUUCCCUAACCCCUGUAAUGGCCGACAUGGCCGCAUAGGUCGUUACGCCAAGAAGAAGAAGAAGAAGAAGGUGUUAAAAGUGUGCGUUGUAAAAUUACGCCAAAAUGUUGCUGGUGGCCACCGCCACCGUCUCCCCAAAAAAAAAGCCACCCCUCUUAUCCAUCCUCUAUACUAUACUAUCCUUAGUAGUAGAACUAUCGUGCGGUAAUCAGUACGCAAAUCCUGUUGUCCACGUACCGUUGGUGUAGUGAUUUAGUUAGCAACCGCGCGACGGUCGCCGUCGUUGCAUCCGGUGGGCUAAUUUUUGCACAAUUGAUAUAUGUUUAUUUUUAUUCGAUCGAGAAAACGGAGCGAAACAGUAUAAAAGAAGCGGUUGAAGUAUGAAAUUUAAAGUGGGAAUUGAAGUAAACGAGAAGCGGAAACACAUACAAAAGUGAUGCUAGUUGUAAUAUUUGGUAUAAAAAAAUACACAAGAGAACAGUAAUAAAGCAUUACAAAUCGGUUGCUGGAA